GUGGUAUGCGUGCGUAUGGAAGGGAUCGGUGGUUUCGUCGCGUGUGCUGUAUAUGGUUUAUCUUGUUCUGCCUGAGAGGUCUGUGUCCUGAACUACUUCUGCAGAGCUUCCAGUCAAGACAAGCUUCAGGAUGAUCACAGAGCCAUACAUCGACAAACUGGUCGCUGACUCGGCGGCCUUCUUGCGCAAUGUGCCACUGCACCAGAUGGCGCACGAGGUGCUGACCGUGCCGGACGUGGUGGCCGAGAUCCGCGAUAAGGCGACGCGCGAGCGUCUUCAGGUGCUGCCGUAUGACCUGAAGCUGAGGGAGCCGAGCGACGAAUGCGUCCGCAUCAUCUCCGACUUCGCCAGGGAGACGGGUGACUUCCGCUUCCUCUCGCUGACGGACGUGCGCGUGCUGGCGCUGACGCUGCAGGUGACGCGCGAGACGGUGGGCGCGGCGCACUUGCGCGGCGGCGACUCCGGCGGGGCGGACCCGGCUGAUGAGUGGAGGGACGCUGGCGGGGGCGGUGCGGCCGACCAGGACGCGGCCGAGAACGCCGACGAUCCGCCCAGCGAGGAGAUGUUUGACGCCAAGGAGACGCCCGACGACGACACUGGGGACGAGGCUAGCGACGGUGUCGACGAUGCGAGCGGGGACGAUGGCGACGGCAGUGACGGCGACGACGGCGGCUGGAUAACGCCCGGGAACAUUCAGGCAGCCAAGUCCACACUGAGCGCGCAGGCUGGCGAAACGGAAGAACCGGUCAAGGUUGCCUGCAUGACGACCGACUUCACCAUGCAGAACGUACUGAAAAAGAUGAACCUGGAGAUGGUGUCGGUGGAAGGCCGGCGCAUCAGUCAGGCGCGUCGCUUCAUCUUGCGCUGCUUCGGCUGCAUGCAGACCACGCCGCGCAUGGACAAGACGUUCUGCCCGUGGUGUGGCAACAAGACGCUCAAGCGUGUAGCCGUCACGUUGCGGCCGGACGGGACGCAGCAGAUCCACAUCUCGACGCGGAAGGAGAUCAGCAAGCGGGGCACCAAGUUCUCGCUGCCGCUGCCGCGCGGCGGCAAGUACUCGGUGUCUCCGAUCCUGUGCGAGGACCAGCCGGUGCCGCAGCGACGCGCCACCGCCCGUUCCCAGGCCCAGAACGCCAUCCUGUCGGAGGACUUCGUGGCCGGCGGAUCGCCGUUCUCGCUCAACGACGUCAACUCGCGCGCCGCCCAGCUCGGCAGGAACGCCCGCCUCAGGCACGUGCCCAACUGGGAGCGGCGCAACCCGAAUGCGCGCGCGCCACCUACCGGCAACAAAAAGAAGCGCAGGAAGUGAUAGCGUAUUGCAGAGGGUGGUGCCGUUCGUUCGCGCGUUUUUGGGUUGUGCGGGUGGUCUGACGCAAUCAGGAGGGUGCCCUCCGGUCGAAGAAAGUGUGACAGCGGUAAUUAGAUCGCGCGGUUGCCGUGACGUCAUCGGUGAUUUGGCGACUGGCGGAUCGCUGAACGACACCCACGGUGCUAAAUGACUGCCAGCUAUUGGUCUGAUGUAGUUCAUUGAGGCCUCGAAACUGGUGUGUGCUGUUUUUGCUCCGCAUUGGGUCCAAGGCUGCAUGCCUGCGUUGCCGAUCGCCGAUACAGUUCGGAUUGUGGUGCCUUGACCAGCUGCACAGCCCACGCUGCAUACAGUUGCUGCAUUUGCACCGCCUUUUGUGCACCGGUGCGUGCUGAAUCCUCGUUGGCGUCACGAAGACCGUGCUGCGCAAGGUGUCACCCUUUCUAGAUCACCCAUGUGAAAGGAACAGAGCACACUCCCUUGAACGCAAUCAUAUUGCAUUGAAACGUGAAAUGGAGCCGCGUAUUAUUUUUUGGUAUGGUCAUCUUUUGCCUCGAUCAAGGAGUUAUUCAUUAAGUGCAAGUGCUCCAUACCUUACCAAUGUGGCUCGAGGGACACGCUGUUCAAAGUGGCACGGGGAGCGCAGUUUUAGUGGAGUGGUGUCCCUUUCCCGACGAAGUCCGUAGUGGGUUUUCACUUCUCAGCUGUGUGCCUCGGAAACGAUGUGCUGAACGCGUGUGUUGAUCCGACCCUAUGUUGUCCGACGAGUUCACUAUUUGGAGCAUCAACUGCUCCGCGGUCAUACCGCACUGACGAAAUAUAAAGCUA
Messenger RNA from Pollicipes pollicipes, 2134 nucleotides. Its product is annotated as RNA-binding protein NOB1. Gene Ontology annotation, biological process: ribosomal small subunit biogenesis; maturation of SSU-rRNA. The record is from RefSeq and is a predicted model, not a curated record. The transcript has 7 exons. NCBI's taxonomy places the organism in Eukaryota, Metazoa, Arthropoda, Thecostraca, Pollicipedomorpha, Pollicipedidae. Gene Ontology annotation, cellular component: preribosome, small subunit precursor. Gene Ontology annotation, molecular function: RNA endonuclease activity. The coding region runs from base 131 to 1309 and encodes 392 amino acids.